Linepithema humile (Argentine ant) is the source of this 1817-nucleotide messenger RNA. NCBI's taxonomy places the organism in Eukaryota, Metazoa, Arthropoda, Insecta, Hymenoptera, Formicidae. The record is from RefSeq and is a predicted model, not a curated record.
GUAGUGUCUCGUGCGAGAAAAAUAGAACACCGCCAUCCAGGCGUAUUAGAAAUGUUUUUAAGAAUUUAUGAAAAGUACGAAACAUAUGCAUGCCGAUCACAAGUUUCAUAUCUAUAACAUUUAUAUACGUCGUUGCUGCUGCGUAUGCGCAAAAACAACCUGAAUAGGAACACUGACUCACAUAACGCCGGACUAUCGAGGAGGUAGGAGCAGCUGGAAAAUGCUAAACGAAAAUUUCUUUGCUCUGAGGGUUUUGGUAUUGUAAUUAAACAGCAACUGAAUUGUUGAAAUAAUGGAGAAACCUGUUUCAUCAGACAUAGUCAUUAUCGCUGGUAAUUCUCAUCCAGAGCUCGCCAACUUGAUAGCAAAUCGUUUGGGUAUAAAACCUGGUGGCUGUGCUGUAUAUCACAAAUCAAAUCGUGAGACAAUGGUGGAGAUAGGAGAUUCCGUACGUGGCAAAGAUGUGUAUUUAAUCCAAACUGGUACAAAGGAUGUAAACAAUAACAUAAUGGAGCUUCUCAUUAUGGCCUAUGCUUGUAAAACGUCAUCAGCCAAAAAUAUUGUUGGAGUGAUUCCGUAUCUACCUUACUCCAAACAGUGCAAAAUGCGCAAGCGUGGCUGCAUAGUGUCUAAGCUCUUGGCAAAGAUGUUGUGUACAAGCGGUCUAACUCACAUCAUCACCAUGGACCUGCACCAGAAAGAAAUCCAAGGAUUCUUUGAUGUUCCUGUGGACAAUUUGAGAGCUAGCCCAUUCCUUCUGCAAUACAUUCAAGAAUCCAUUCCUGAUUAUCAUAAUUCUGUGAUCGUUGCAAGAAAUCCAGGUAGCGCAAAGAAAGCGACUAGUUACGCAGAAAGGUUGCGUUUAGGAAUUGCAGUUAUUCAUGGCGAACAGAGAGAAGCCGAAUCUGACAUGAACGACGGUCGCUAUUCACCGCCCGGACUAGCAUUAGCCGCACGCACCAUGGACGUUGGUGUGGGUAUGCCUUUGCAUCCGGCGAAGGAAAAACCACCUAUAAGUGUCGUCGGAGAUGUCGGAGGACGUAUUGCUAUCAUGGUGGAUGAUAUGAUAGACGAUGUACAGUCAUAUGUAGCAGCUGCUGAGGUGCUGAAAGAGAGAGGAGCUAAUAAAAUAUACGUUUUGGCUACGCAUGGUUUGCUCAGCUCGGACGCUCCUAGACUCAUUGGAGAAUCUCCGAUUGAUGAGGUGGUUGUAACCAAUACAGUUCCUCACGACGUGCAGAAGAUGCAGUGCCCGAAAAUCAAGACUGUCGACAUCAGUAUUCUUCUAGCAGAAGCGAUCCGGCGUAUACACAACAAAGAAUCGAUGUCUUAUUUGUUUAAGAAUGUAACCUUGGAAGAUUAGAAACCGAAUGCGUAUGAAAAGUUACAGUUUAAUCAUACAUAAAUGACAGUCGAGAGUUACGCACGAUUCGAUGCCGGGGACCAUGUCCAAAAUACAUAUCCGUCUCUUAAUUUUCUACACUAUUUUUAUAUUUCCCAAUUUGAAAGAAAACAAACGUAUAAACAAAUCCUUUAUGUUUAUCAAUGAUAAUAAUUGGCCAAAUGUCUCAAUUAUAUAUAUAUUUUUUUUUGUAGGUAUUUUUUCUCUGUGUAAUCUAUAGUCUGAAAAGCCGAUUAGUCGGAUGUAAUAUUGUCAUCACCUUAGAUAUUGUAAAGUCUUAGGAUUCGAAGUCUUAUAGAUAUGUACUCUUAACAGUGCUUACCAGUGAUCUAGUGUUAGUUUUAUUGUAUGAUUAUGUAAAGUCUCCUUGUAUUUUAGAUCAAGACGUGUAAUAAAUAUAUUUCAAGAUAUAAAA